Dermatophagoides farinae (American house dust mite) is the source of this 1495-nucleotide messenger RNA. Its product is annotated as sodium/potassium/calcium exchanger 5-like. The record is from RefSeq and is a predicted model, not a curated record. Gene Ontology annotation, biological process: intracellular calcium ion homeostasis; calcium ion transmembrane transport. Gene Ontology annotation, cellular component: plasma membrane. NCBI's taxonomy places the organism in Eukaryota, Metazoa, Arthropoda, Arachnida, Sarcoptiformes, Pyroglyphidae. Gene Ontology annotation, molecular function: calcium channel activity; calcium, potassium:sodium antiporter activity.
UUGAUAAUGAUGUUAACAUUACCGAUAAACCAUCAUCAUCAUCAUCAUCAUUUGAUGUUGAACAAAAUGAACAGAACAUUGUUGGUAAUAUCACAAUCCAAAAGAUUUAUUCAUCAAAUAGUUAUCCACCAGAUUUCAUGUCCGAUCAUAUUCGUGAAAACGGUGGCAUCAUUGCGCAUUUUUUCCUUUUGAUUUAUAUUUGUUUAUCAUUGGGUAUUGUUUGUGAUUAUUAUUUUCUUUCCUCACUUGGUGUCAUCAGUGAUGAAUUAAAAUUACCUGCCGAUGUUGCCGGUGCAACUUUUAUGGCAAUUGGAACAUCGGCACCAGAAUUAUUCACAUCUGUAAUUGGUGUAUUCAUUUCGAAAGAUGAUAUUGGUACAGGAACCAUUCUUGGAUCAGCUGUAUUCAAUAUCAUCUUCAUACCGGCUGUUUGUUCAUUUGCAUCAUACUUUUUUUCAAAUCAACAAGCAAAUGUGUCACAAUUUGCUAUAAUUCGUGAUUCAAUUUUCUAUCUAAUUACUGUAACAACAUUAUUGCUGGUUUUAAAGGAUAAUUUAGUAGAUUGGUUUGUUGUUUUUCUUUUGAAUAUAUUUUGUUUUAUUAUAACUAAAAUUUCUUCUCUUAAUUUACUUUUUAGGAUUGAAUCAUUAGCAAUGUUUUGUUUGUUUUGUAUAUAUUUAAUCAUUAUGUAUUACAAUACAAAACUUGGUGAUAUUGCUGCUGCUGGUAGUGGUGGUAAAGUUUCUCCAACGGCGAUAAUUUUAUCGGAAAAAACUCCACUACUCACGGUUCCAUUAGAAUUUGAUGGCAAUAAUGAAUUGCCUAGACCACGAACGAGUUCAUCUUCAAGCCGACGUUUAUCAUCAAUGACUGAAGAUGGUGUUAUUGAAGAAGAGAAUUGGGUAGAAAGUAAUCUAUUCAUGAAGAUUAUAAUGUAUCCAGUACAAUUUAUAUUUCGUUGGACAAUACCAAAACCAAUGGGCUAUUGGUUUAUAGCAACAUUUAUUAUUUCGAUUUUUUGGAUCAUUUUAUUAACCUAUUUAUCCGUAUGGAUGGUUACAAUUAUUGGCAAUACGUUUAAAAUUCCUGAAACCGUAAGCGGUUUAACAUUGUUGGCUGCUGGAACAUCGAUACCUGAAUUAAUAAGCAGCGUUCUCGUCGUCAAAAGAGCCGGUUUAGUCGAUAUGGCACUUUGUAAUUCAAUUGGAUCGAAUAUUUUCGACAUUCUUAUCUGUCUUGGUUUACCAUGGUUUAUCAAAUCAAUUAUCAAUAUGAUUGAUUUCAAUACAUUGAAUACGGCAAUCACAUCCGUGCCAAUAAGAUCUGAAGGUUUACCAUUGACAACAUUUUCACUUUUAAUAGCAAUUAUUGCAUUGAUUACAUCAUUAUCAAUGUUUGAAUGGAAAUUAAGUUUAGGUGUCGGUAUCACUUGCACUGCUAUCUAUGUUGUUUUCAUUACUAUCGCAAGUUUUGUUGAAAUUGUAUUUGCAUAAUC